Molecule: messenger RNA, 3089 nt
Organism: Culicoides brevitarsis
Lineage: Eukaryota; Metazoa; Arthropoda; Insecta; Diptera; Ceratopogonidae
Gene: ChT
Product: high-affinity choline transporter 1
Exons: 9
Coding region: 818-2611 (597 amino acids)
Biological process (GO): transmembrane transport; acetylcholine biosynthetic process; choline transport
Cellular component (GO): plasma membrane
Molecular function (GO): choline:sodium symporter activity
Source: RefSeq, a predicted model, not a curated record
AUACCAGAUUGGGGAUUUUUUUUCGUUCCUCAAUGAAAUUUCUACUACUUUUGUAGCGCUAUACUUGAUAACCGAGUGAGAGCCGAAUUUCUCUCCAUUUUGUCUCGUAGCUCGUGGAAAAUGUAAAUGUGUGCGUGUCCUUUUACGUUUUAGACGCAAACAGCAGCGACGAAGAAGUGGUACGAUUGAAAAAAAGACCCCAUCGAAGAAUUUUUUUCACAGCUAAAAUCAUAAAAAAAAUAGAAAUUUAGUGAAAAAUCAAAGGAAAAAAUUCGAAAAAGUGGAUAAUUUUCGGGAAAAACUUACAUUGGGGUCACAUGUGCGGGCUAAAAUUCAGAACAAGAAAUACUCCGUCUCAAAAGACGUCUUUGCGAUGGGGCGAUAGCUGUUAUUCCAUUAAUUCAACCACUUAUUUCAACACCAAAAAUCAUUAAAUGCUGCUUUUCAACACACACCAACAGUCUAUUUUGCUGCGCUAAACUCGCAUUCAGGACAGAAAUCUAUUUUUUUAGCGAAAACUCGAAAACCUACAGGAAAUGUAGAGAAAAAGUGGAAAAAAAUUAAUCAACGAUACAUAUCAUGUUAAAAGUUUCUGUGAUUUUUAAGCAAACCAAGUAAAAUAAAUAUUAAAAAAAAUAUAUAAAAAAAUAUUAAAAGAGGAAAAAUUUACAAAUCGAACUUAUACAAAAAAAAAAAAUAAAUAAAAUAAAAUAAAUUAUAGGAAAAAAAAAGAAAAACAAGAAAAGUGAGUGUUCACAAAGUAGAAGAAUCAAUAAAAUUUGUAUUAUUAAGGAACUGAAGUGAAUUGUCAGGAAAAAUGAUUAAUAUCGCAGGAGUUGUUAGUAUCGUUUUGUUUUAUUUGCUCAUUUUGGGGGUCGGAAUAUGGGCAGGUCGAAAAAAAGAAGAAGGUAAUGACUCGGAGGAGGAAGUUAUGUUGGCAGGAAGAAAUAUUGGAUUGUUUGUCGGAAUUUUCACAAUGACAGCUACUUGGGUUGGCGGCGGAUACAUCAACGGCACUGCCGAAGCUAUUUAUACCACGGGUCUGGUAUGGUGUCAAGCGCCAUUCGGUUAUGCCCUGAGUCUCGUAUUUGGCGGGAUUUUCUUCGCCAAUCCGAUGCGGAAACAGGGCUACAUCACCAUGUUAGAUCCGUUACAAGACAGCUUCGGCGAGCGCAUGGGGGGUUUGUUAUUCUUGCCCGCAUUGUGCGGCGAAGUCUUUUGGGCAGCAGGCAUCUUGGCUGCUUUGGGCGCCACACUUUCCGUCAUUAUCGACAUGGAUCAUCGUACUUCGGUGAUUUUGUCGUCGUGCAUCGCCGUGUUUUACACGCUGUUCGGCGGAUUGUAUGCCGUUGCGUAUACCGACGUCAUCCAGCUCGGAUGCAUCUUUAUCGGGCUGUGGAUGUGCAUUCCGUUCGCUUGGAUGAACGAACACGUGCAAAGUUUAUCCAGCAUGGAUGUCGAUUGGAUUGGGGAAGUUGAUCCGAAGGAAAAGUGGUUCUACAUUGACUAUGGGUUGCUUCUCGUUUUCGGAGGCAUUCCGUGGCAAGUUUAUUUCCAAAGAGUAUUAUCCAGUAAAACUGCUGGACGAGCACAAGUUCUAUCAUACGUAGCUGCAUUUGGCUGUAUUAUAAUGGCUAUCCCACCGGUAUUAAUAGGAGCUAUUGCUAAAGCGACACCAUGGAACGAAACCGACUACAAGGGACCUUGGCCUCUAACUGUUCAGGAGACGAGCAUGAUACUUCCGAUGGUGUUGCAAUACUUGACGCCAGAUUUUGUGUCAUUUUUUGGGCUUGGAGCCGUUUCUGCAGCUGUCAUGUCAUCUGCCGACUCAUCAGUAUUAUCAGCGGCAUCAAUGUUUGCACGAAAUGUCUACAAACUGAUAUUCCGUCAUCGGGCUUCGGAAAUGGAAAUUAUUUGGGUGAUGCGCGUCGGAAUUAUUGUCGUUGGCAUACUCGCAACGAUAAUGGCGUUGACAAUUCCUUCAAUUUACGGUUUGUGGUCGAUGUGUUCCGACUUGGUUUAUGUCAUUUUGUUCCCUCAGUUGUUGAUGGUCGUGCAUUUCAAGAACUUUUGCAACACGUACGGGAGCUUAGCGGCGUAUAUUAUUGCCUUGUUUAUACGAUUAUCGGGCGGCGAGCCCUUAUUGGGGUUGCCCGCGUUGAUACAUUUCCCGUUAUACGAUGAGGAAAACCAGCGGCAACUGUUUCCGUUCCGAACAAUGGCUAUGAUUACAAGUUUACUUACGCUUAUCUUCGUGUCUUGGUUAUCAAAAUUCCUGUUUGAGACUGGUCGAUUAGCGCCGCAGUAUGACUACUUCAGAUGUGUUGUUAACAUCCCCGAAGACGUUCAACGCGUUGGCGAGCCCUCAGAAGCAGGAGAACAGAUGACUUUAUCGGGCGCUCCCAUGGCGAAAAUGUACGGCGCCGCAACGAUGGUUGGCAAAGACGAACGUAAUGGUCGAAUAAAUCCUGCUCUCGAAGCUGAUGAUGACUUGCCCGUAGCUGAGGCGAAGCAACAAAUUCAACGUCACAUCCAAAGCGGAGGCGGAGCAUUGGGAAUUUCGGGCAUCGGAACUCCAAAUGUCUCCGGACAAGGUCAUACCGCAUUCUAAUUCAUCGAUAAAAGUAAGGAUUUAUCGGUUUCCUUCCACAAAUCACGUCAAAAAAAUUAAACAUAUCGUUAAAUUGUUGAUAUUAAUGUUAAAAACGAAGAAGAAGGAAGAAAGAAAAGCAGAAACAUAUCAAUUAAACAAAAAAAAAAAAAUAUCUAAAUGUAGAGACUUGCAAUAUUUUUAGUAUUUAAGAUGCAAUGAUAUAAAACUGAAACAAAACAUAUCAAUUAAUGUUACAAAAAAGCAUAGAAAUUAUAAAAAAAAGUGGAAAAAAUAUUGAAUAGACUUGAAAAUUAUGAAAAUUAUUACAAAUUUAUGUUGAAAUCGGUACAAACUUUGGCCUAUUUUGCGUUUUUAGUGAUGCAAAAGCUUUGAGUACCUUAAAAUAUCAUCAAUUAAACAAGAGAGUAUUAACAAUUAAACAACUUUAUGUUAGUUUCCACAGAAAAUGGCAAUCAUUUCAACAUUAUAAUCAAUA